AUGACGUCUGCAGGCCCCAGCACCCACGACGACAAGAGCUUUAGCAACGUCAUCACCUCCACGUGCACCCCCGGCCCAUCGCCCGUCAACACACCAGGCGCCCUCUCCGCAUUGCCUGUCCCAAUGGCAGGCGGCCCACAUCACCACACACCAGGGAUGCCUUCCAACUCGAUCUCGAUAGCUGGUGCCUCGCAAGAUCAGAGCACUCCAGGCAGUUUCGGUCCCUCGUCCGUCAACGCGUCCUCGGACAUGGGCUCCGUCAUGACCGAAGACGAAGAGGAUUUGGAAGAUUACGGUAAGGGUGGCUACCAUCCCGUUCACGUCGGAGAUACCUUCUCAGACGGUCGAUAUCUCAUCGUCCGCAAGCUCGGAUGGGGUCACUUCUCGACGGUCUGGCUCGCAAAAGACAACAAGAUGAAGAGGCACGUUGCUUUGAAAGUAGUCAAGAGCGCACCUCACUACACAGAGACCGCAUUGGACGAGAUCAAGUUGCUCCAGCGUCUCGUCUCGGCCAACCCCAACCACCCCGGCAGGAGACAUUGCGUCUCGCUUCUCGACCACUUCCGUCACAAAGGCCCCAACGGCUCGCAUGUUUGCAUGGUCUUCGAGGUGCUCGGCGAGAACCUGCUCGGCCUCAUCAAGCGGUAUCAGCACCGCGGUGUGCCGCCACACAUUGUCAAGCAGAUUGCCAAGCAGGUGCUUCUUGGACUCGAUUACAUGCACCAGGAGUGCGGCAUCAUUCAUACCGACCUUAAGCCCGAAAAUGUGCUCAUUUGCAUCGAGGACGUCGAGGCGGUGGUCGAGGCCGAGUUGCGCUCCAACCCGGCGGCAGUCCCCACCAAGUUGGUCGGUGUGCCACCGAGUCAAGGCCGAGGCGGGACGCAAACACCGAAACGAGACGGCAUCUUCAUCACGGGCUCUCAGCCGUUGCCAAGUCCCAGCAGCAGUCUCGGUUCGAGUCCUAUGUUUGACAAGUGGGCGUUUGGCAUGUCCAAGAUCGACAAGCCGAGCGUCAGCGACAGCGAGAACGGCUUCCGCAGCGGCGCCAGCAGCGAGGCGGCGGGGUCCAAGGGUGGAUCGCUGGCCAACAGCAAGGAGAGGGAACAGUCGACCGAGAUGAUCGGCCACGGCAUCGCGCAGCUCAGCACACAAGGGUCGAGCAGCUUGCCUGCCGACUCGUUCGGAAGCCGAAUGUCGACUGGCGCGCCACAGCAGAAGGGUCCAUCGCUGCUUUCGCUCGGUGCGCCCCGCGUGCCGCAGGUAUCGGAAUCGUCGACACUGGCACCGCAGCCCGAAGAGGCCGCAGAGCCAACAGACUCGCCCUCGCCCAUGUCGAUGGACUCGCCCAGUCCGACCGACAAGCCAGACUCGACGCUCAUGGACCAGGACAUGCACCCACCCGCACCGGCAGCAGGCGAUCCCAACACGCUCCCGCCCCCCCCGCCGUACGACCCGAGCUCGCUGGAGCGCAUCACAGUCAAGAUCGCCGAUCUCGGCAACGCGUGUUGGGUCGACCACCACUUUACCAACGACAUCCAGACACGCCAGUAUCGAUGUCCCGAAGUCAUCCUGGGCGCCAAGUGGGGUCCGAGCGCCGAUAUGUGGUCGGCGAGCUGCAUGUUCUUCGAGCUGUUGACGGGCGACUACCUUUUCGACCCUGCGGCAGGUACCAAGUACAACAAAGACGACGACCACGUGGCACAGAUCAUCGAGCUCCUGGGCGACUUCCCCAAGAGCCUUGCGUUCGCCGGCAAGUACAGCGCAGACAUCUUCAACCGCCGGGGUGAGCUGCGACACAUUCACAAGCUGCGCUUCUGGCCGCUGAUCUCGGUGCUGCAGGAGAAGUAUCUGAUGCCGUAUGCCGAGGCAAACGAGCUGCAGAGCUUCUUGAUGCCCAUGAUGCGAUUGCACCCGGAGAAGCGAGCGGGUGCGCGGGAGUUGUUGGAGCACACGUGGCUGGAAGGGAUUGUGGUGCAGGGCGAGAUCGAGCAGGCGAUGCGACAGGCGGGAAUUGAUGUUGAGGCUUUGACUGCCGGUAGUCCGAGUGGUCGCACCUUGCCGCCCGGGUUGACGCCGAGCGAGGCGGAUGCGCUGAAGCCUGUGGGGUCGGUGUCGAGCAGCCCUGCAACGAUGACGUUGAACAUGCAGGGGCUGGAGGAUGCCAAGCGGCGGGCGGCGCAGCAUCAGGCGGAAAACGGCGGUUCGACGCAUACCAGCGCGGCAUCGUCCGCUCUGCCUACACCGUCCCACACCAGCACCAGGGACCCCGUGUCGGCGCUGCAGGCGGACAACCUGGAACGGUCGAGCUCAGCGGAUGCGGCAGGCGAAUCGCACAUGACCGUCAAAGGCGGUGGUGACGAUAGCGGCAUCCGUCAGGUCUCGACGCCCAAGCUGUCCGCUCAACAGCAGCAAGGCGGCAACUCGAGCAAUCGUGGGGCUGGCAGCCCCUCCCCGCAAGGCCUGCCCCGACCCGUGGCAACCACCGUGCAGUAG
Kalmanozyma brasiliensis GHG001 is the source of this 2493-nucleotide messenger RNA. RefSeq names its product Protein kinase domain protein. NCBI's taxonomy places the organism in Eukaryota, Fungi, Basidiomycota, Ustilaginomycetes, Ustilaginales. The transcript has 2 exons. Gene Ontology annotation, molecular function: protein kinase activity; ATP binding. The record is from RefSeq and is a predicted model, not a curated record. Gene Ontology annotation, biological process: spliceosomal complex assembly; protein phosphorylation; regulation of mRNA processing. Bases 1 to 2493 code for a protein of 830 amino acids.